GUUCAAUCUACAUUUUUCCAGCAAGUUUUUUUUUAAAAGCUGUAGUAGUUGGGUCACCGAAAGAUACAUAAAGAGGGAAGUCUUCUACAUUCUAAUGUAUAUGUGAUACGUGGAUCGUGGGUUAUCCAGCAGAAUCAUUGGCUCAUCAUGGUUGCCCAUACCCGUACAUUUUUAUAUCUUUAGAAAGUGACAAAAGCUGCGUCACUUUAUAUGAUUCUUUAACAGCAACUGUCAUCUAGAAUAUUUAAAAAGACAAGCUAGCUUUUCUAAGUUAGAUUCUACUACACACUGACUGCAGAAAUAAAGGUUUAAGUUUUAGUGGAAGCUAUUUUGUUUUCCAUCAAUAGCUAGCAUGCCCAUAUUAAGCAAUAAACUCCAAAUUAUCAGAAUUCACUUAUUGUUGAAGUGGGAAUUUAUCUGAGUUUUCUAGUUUCUUUCAUGAAAAUACUUCCUGUGAUGGGUUUUUAUUAGAUGUCUAUUUACAAAUUUGCUGUCCUAUAAAGUGAAGAAUAUAUUGCCCCUCUUUCCCUGUUCUAUGUGCUAUAAUUUUUAGAAUAUUUGGAUGUAAAGGACAAACAGAGAAUUAAGAAGUUAAAAAGAUGAUGAUCUGACAUAUUUUUACAGAGAACUUACACUCCUUGUCCAACGUGACAAGUGAGUAACUCUUCUUGACCACCACUUUGCAACUUAUGGAAGUGAUGAUUAAAAAAAUUGUGUAGCGGAUCCUUUCAGUCCUAGUUGAGUUGUUAUGUCAAGAGAAGAUCAUCAUUGACUGUUUGUUAUAUCUUUUUCUCUGUGUAUGAAUUUAGUGGUCACUUAAUGGAAUCUCUUUAUUAAAAACAAAACUGAGCAUUCACAUGUUAUUGUUAAUAGCAUCAACAUAUUGGCAAUUGGUAAAUAGGGAGCGAUGGAUACCUUUUAAGUGCACAAGUCCCUGUGUUUGAGAGUAAAUGUAUUUUAAUCCUCUUUGAUAUCUCAAUUUCCCAAAUGCUUGCUAUAGAUAUCUCAAUUUCCAUUAAGAAUUUAAUUACCAAGUACAAAGUAGAGAAAUGUUUGUUUUGUUAGUAUGCAUUCUUAAUUAGCAGUUUAUUCAAGGCUAGGUUAGACCCACUGAGGUUGAAAGUCUUGGAAUAAACAAGAUUCUCAUGUUUGAAGGCUUGUAAGCAAGUUGGUGGCGCAAUUGCAAUAUAAAGAAGAAUCACAGCCCACCCAAAGCAAUCUCAUUCCCAAUCUUUUUACCCUCAGAAUAUAUGUAUAAAUUGACUGAAAGAAGGAAUCUGUUUGAAAAAACAUUGACCAGCCCUUUUCAACUUUCAGCCUUUUCAGUGUAGAUUGUGGAGGAGUCUAACCCAAUAUUGAACUUGAAACAUUUAAUCAAUGCAUCAUAUAUGGUUCUAAUUUGUUUGUAAGAAGAAUAAAUGUGUUCAAGUUGUACCAUCGUUUUGUGCACAAAAAGAGUAUCCAUCUUUUAAAGACACCUUUGUUAGUUUUCAAGCAUCUAAGUAAAGUAGUCCAGCUUUGCUCGAUUUCAUAUAAAUAGAAGUGGCAUGAAAACCUCAAACUUCAACCAAAUCUCAUAAUCUUCCUCUUCUUUCCCAUAAGAGACUCCCAACUUAUUGGAUCACUAUCUGAAUUGGAUUUUGAUCCUAGUGAGUUGUUGAGAUGGAGAAGAUAAAAUCAUUGGUAUCUAAGAAUGGAGUUGUGAUUUUCACCAAGAGCACUUGUUGCUUGUGUUAUGCUGUCACCAUUCUCUUCCAUGAACUUAGGGUGAACCCUGUAGUCUAUGAAAUAGACAAAGAUCCUCAGGGAAGGGAGAUGGAGAAGGCUUUCCUGAAGCAAGGCUGUAGUUCAUCCCCUGUGCCCGCUGUAUACAUAGGUGGCAUGCUCGUGGGUUCCACCAACGAGGUCAUGUCCCUCCACCUAAGCGGCUCCCUCAUUCCACUGCUCAAACCAUAUCAGUCCCUGUCUUAAACAAACAAAUUUCACUAUGAAGAAAUCACAUUGGCUCAAGACCAUGAGUAGUUGUGAUCUAUUCAACUAGACUAUCUUCUUUAUUAUUAGUACUUUCAUAGUUUUUCAUUCGCAUCUAGCAUGGUAAAGAUGAUAGUCUUUUAGACUAUUAUAUUAUGAUUAUCAUUACUUUUUAGAAUAUAAAUAUAGCUUGUUUAAUCUGUUCACGUGUGUUUUAUGGAAACUUUGUAAACCAUACCCAAAGUCUUGUACCUAUGUCGAAUCUCGAAAGAGAUCAAUAUGGCCACCAAAAUUGUUGGAAAUUAAGCUACACUUCAAUAUUAGUAUUUAUUAGGGUUAAUUUAGUAAUUAAGUAUUGUCGGUUAUAUAUAUAAUAAACGGUUAUGGUUGUCCAA
This is a messenger RNA of Lactuca sativa (garden lettuce), 2366 nucleotides long. RefSeq names its product glutaredoxin-C13. The record is from RefSeq and is a predicted model, not a curated record. NCBI's taxonomy places the organism in Eukaryota, Viridiplantae, Streptophyta, Magnoliopsida, Asterales, Asteraceae.